AAAGAAUGCACAGAGAAAGGGCAGUAAAUAAUAUUUACAUAUGAGUGCCGACAUGGAGAGAGAAUACAGCGACAAAGGACGGUAAGAGACGCGACGCGGCCAGCAGCACGACGAUGCCCCACGUGACCGUGCCGAGCGGCUUGGGUUUGAUGGCGGGAUACACCCGCAACGACGCUUACUCCGUAAGCGUCUGGCUCUGGGAGAGACCAUCAGUCGCGACGUUCAGCUCCCAUCCUACUCCCCUCUAAAGUUGUCUUACUCUUUCCACUAUAUUUGCUAACGUCUACAGCAUAGACAGUCAGUAUUCGAUAUUCAGCUUUGAUAACCUCAUUCGGAAAUCUCAAAUGGCGGGACCUACGCGGGAACCGACCGCUCUUGCACGUACGCUUCACACCACUCUGAGCAACCACAAGGGACCGGUGCACGUCGCCCGGUACGCCAAAGGCUCCGCGAAGUACAUCCUCACGGGCGGGCAAGACCGCACUGUCCGUCUCUGGAACCCCACUCUCGGGACGGAGAUCAAAGUUUUCGCCGCGCACGGCUACGAGGUGCUCUCCAUCACAGUAGCGCACGACAAUAGCAGGUUCGCUUCGGCUGGAGGGGACCGAUCGGUCUUUCUCUGGGAUGUCUCGACGGGUGCGACCAUUCGAAGGAUAGCGGGGCACAUGGGGAAGAUCAACGCGGUGGAGUUCAACGAUGAUGCAAGUGUGGUAGCUAGUGGCUCGUACGACUCGACAGUGCGCCUCUGGGAUCUUCGCUCGCCUAAUCGCCAGCCUAUACAGAUCCUCGAAGAAGCCAGAGAUGCGAUUCAGGCAUUGUGGGUCGGAAACGGUACUAUUAUGGCUGGUUCAGUCGAUGGGCACGUGCGUACAUACGAUCUUCGCAUGGGCCAAUUGCGAUCAGACUUUAUCGGGCCUCCUGUGACCUCCGUCGUGCCAACCCAAGAUGGCCAAAGCUAUCUCGUUACGACCCUAGACUCCCACGUCCGGCUCAUGGAUGUCGCCACUGGAAAGAUGCUAAACGAUUACAAGGGCCACAAGGUCGAAGGUUAUCGGUGCAGGUCAUGCUUCGGACAUGGCGAGGCCAGUGUGAUCUGCGGAGAUGAGAACGGGAUGGUGUGGGCGUGGGAUCUGCUCGAGGGCGCGCCGCUGCCUCCCAACCCGCCACCCAAAGUCCACGGUGGCGUCGUGUUGUGGGUAGAGCAUCACCCGAUUGAAGACGGAGAAAUGAUUUCCUCGGCGGCCGACGGUACCGUGAAGGUGUGGAGGCAUCCAAGUUCGAGUACGUGAAACGUAUUGCGUUCGGGUGCCUUUGCAGGUACGAGAGUCCGCCUAGCGAGUACCGACGGCAUUCUAACAUUGCUCGUCCUGCCCCUCGCUUUGUCAGUUUCGCCUCAUGUAGAAAAAUUGAUAUAAAAUUUGCGUAAUUCUUCCUGCCUUCCUCCGUCGGGGCCUGCUCUUGCGAUGUUUCAGCGCGCCGAGGUGUUGGAGCGUAUCUUUUUCCAUUCCUUGCGCGAAU
Messenger RNA from Phanerochaete carnosa HHB-10118-sp, 1518 nucleotides. RefSeq lists its product as uncharacterized. Gene Ontology annotation, biological process: mRNA splicing, via spliceosome. The transcript has 6 exons. The record is from RefSeq and is a predicted model, not a curated record. Gene Ontology annotation, molecular function: protein binding. Lineage: Eukaryota; Fungi; Basidiomycota; Agaricomycetes; Polyporales; Phanerochaetaceae. Bases 345 to 1289 code for a protein of 314 amino acids. Gene Ontology annotation, cellular component: catalytic step 2 spliceosome.